Messenger RNA from Ricinus communis (castor bean), 2225 nucleotides. Its product is annotated as casbene synthase, chloroplastic-like. Gene Ontology annotation, biological process: diterpenoid biosynthetic process. The transcript has 7 exons. Gene Ontology annotation, molecular function: magnesium ion binding; terpene synthase activity. The coding region runs from base 152 to 1996 and encodes 614 amino acids. The record is from RefSeq and is a predicted model, not a curated record. Lineage: Eukaryota; Viridiplantae; Streptophyta; Magnoliopsida; Malpighiales; Euphorbiaceae.
GUAUUAAGCAAGAAUUCCGAGGGUAAUAUGGGAAGGGGAUAAAAUGCAAGUUCCAUUACGUCUAUAUAAUGUAACCACAAUUCUCAUUUUGGAACAAAAAAGAAGUUGUCGAUUUCAGUCUUUCUAGUCCCCUUCUUCUAAAUCAUAAAUCAUGGCACUGCAAUCACUACUAUUCUUACAGGCAAACUCUCAAAAUCGAAAUUUUUGUCAAUUCUUAAGCAUGCCCUCAAUCAGGUGCUGUAGCUGUCGAGUCCCUUUUUCUUCAUGGUCUGCUAAAUCAGUGACUAAUAAGUCACCUCAAGCCUGUUUAUCAACAAACUCCCAGCAAGAAUUCCGUCCACUGGCAAACUUUCCUCCCACUGUAUGGGGCAGUCACUUUGCUUCUCCAACCUUUAGUGAAUCGGAAUUUGGGACUUAUGAUAGACAAGUAAACGUCCUGCAGAAAAAGAUCCGAGAACUCUUAACGUCGUCCAGAAGUGAUUCGGUGGAGAAAAUUGCUUUUAUCGACUUACUGUGUCGUCUUGGUGUCUCGUAUCAUUUUGAGAAUGACAUUGAAGAGCAACUGAGUCAAAUUUUCAGUUGCCAACCUGGUCUCCUUGAUGAAAAACAAUACGAUCUCUAUACUGUUGCACUUGUAUUUCGAGUUUUCAGACAGCAUGGUUUCAAAAUGUCUUCUAAUGUGUUCCACAAAUUCACGGACAGCCAUGGUAAAUUCAAGGCUUCCCUGCUAAGCGAUGCCAAAGGUAUGCUCAGCCUUUUUGAAGCUAGCCAUUUAAGCAUGCAUGGAGAAGACAUUCUUGAUGAAGCCUUUGCUUUCACCAAGGAUUACUUGGAGUCCUCUGCAGUUGACCAGUACUUAUGCCCUAAUCUUCAAAAGCAUAUAACUAACGCCCUGGAGCAGCCUUUCCACAAAGGCAUACCAAGACUAGAGGCCAGGAAAUACAUUGACCUAUACGAAGGCGACGAAUGCCGAAAUGAAACAGUACUCGAGUUUGCAAAGUUGGACUAUAAUAGAGUACAAUUAUUACACCAACAAGAGCUAAGCCAGUUCUCAACGUGGUGGAAAGACCUCAAUCUUGCUUCGGAGAUUCCUUAUGCAAGAGACAGAAUGGCAGAAAUUUUCUUUUGGGCUGUUGCAAUGUAUUUUGAGCCUAAGUAUGCACAAGCUCGAAUGAUUAUUGCUAAAGUUGUAUUGCUCAUAUCACUUGUAGAUGAUACAUUUGAUGCAUAUGCCACUAUUGAAGAAACCCAUCUUCUUGCAGAAGCAUUCGAAAGGUGGGAUAAGAGCUGCCUGGAUCAGCUGCCAGAUUACAUGAAAGUUAUCUAUAAACUAUUGCUAAACACCUUUUCUGAAUUUGAGAAUGAUUUGGCAAAGGAGGGAAAGUCCUAUAGUGUCAGAUAUGGGAGGGAAGCGUUUCAAGAACUAGUUAGAGGCUACUACCUGGAGGCUAUGUGGCGUGAUGAGGGAAAAAUACCAUCAUUCGAUGAGUACAUACGCAAUGGAUCAUUGUCAAGCGGAUUACCUCUUGUCGUGACAGCAUCUUUCAUGGGAGUCAAAGAAAUUACAGGGAUCAGAGAAUUUCAGUGGCUAAGGACUAAACCCAAAUUAAAUCAUUUUUCUGGUGCAGUAGGAAGGAUUAUGAAUGACAUAAUGUCUCAUGUGAGCGAGCAAAAUAGAGGACAUGUUGCAUCUUGCAUAGAUUGCUACAUGAAACAAUAUGAAGUUUCCAAGGAGGAAGCAAUUAAAGAGAUGCAGAAAAUGGCUAGCGAUGCUUGGAAGGAUAUAAACGAAGGAUAUAUGAGGCCAGCACAAGUAUCAGUUAGUGAACUAAUGAGAGUGGUCAACCUUGCACGACUAACAGAUGUGAGCUAUAAAUAUGGCGAUGGUUAUACUGAUCCACAACACUUGAAACAGUUUGUUAAAGGAUUGUUCAUAGAUCCGGUUCCUCUUCCAAAUCAAAUUCGUAAAGGAGAAACCAAAACAAAACAUGUGUAAUUUUCGGUUGCAAUAAAAGAGAGCCACUUGCAAUACAUCUACUGCUCUUUGCGCUCCAAGAAUAGAAAUCUUGCUGUGUUUUAAUCAUUAGUUAAAAUUAGCUCAAUAAAUUUUUAGUUAAAUCUCUUAAUUUAUACCCUUCCACUCAAAAAUGUAAUAUUGAAAGAAAAGGGGCAUCCUUGGAUAUCCGUUGUUUGAACUAAAUAUAUUAUUUUUCAAGUUCGGAUCA